AUGUUUUCUGAAGGCUUUGAUUCCCCACCUAGCCCCGCUCUGUUUUCAGAUCUCCCAGCCAACAUCAUUGCAUGCAUCUCAAUAGUCACCUUGUUAUUUAUGAUCUUUAAUCACAUUCUCAACGUUUUCCUUUCAUGGCUCCUUCAAGUCAUCCCGGAGCAUGAUCUCGAGGGAGGCGAUGUCAUUUAUGGACCGCAAAUUAACAUCGUCAGUUCGAGCCCUUUUCGUGUAGCUAUAGUGCAAAACAUGCAGAGGCUGGGGGUCAUAAAGAGGGUCGUGCCGGAGUUUGAUGAAGGAAGAGGGCCAAGGCUUAGGGCCUUGAAGAAAUUGCCACCACUAGUCAAUUAUAGAACCCUUGAUGAAACACAAUCAAGUUCAAAAUGCACUUCAUGUGCAAUUUGCUUGGAGGAUUUUGCGCAAGGUGAUUCAUGCCAAGUUUUUUCAAUGUGCAACCACAUGUUCCAUGCCAAUUGCAUUGACCAUUGGUUGAUGAAGAAGCCAAAUUGCCCAGUUUGUCGACAUUGUAUCAUGGAUGCAUGA
Prunus armeniaca (apricot) is the source of this 540-nucleotide messenger RNA. The record is from the annotation of a GenBank genome assembly. Lineage: Eukaryota; Viridiplantae; Streptophyta; Magnoliopsida; Rosales; Rosaceae.